AUGUUGUCCUUUCUGCGUGCCAAAACGUUACCACGAACCAACCGUGCGAAGGAGAACCCGAUCAUCUACGAGGAUGGUGCUUCGUCCCUCGAAUUUCGGCCCUCUGCAGACCCGCAGACAUAUCUCCUCAGAAACAUGCAUCCACCUUUCAACCAGAAGGACCCUUCCAUCAUGGUUCCUCCAUUCCACUUUCACAUGUAUCAGACUGAGCAUUUCCGGAUAGUGUCUGGAAAGUGCUAUUUAUUCAAGGAUACUUCUGACACCCCUUGGAGAAUUUUGGAUGAGAGCGACCCAAAUGCUGCAAAAACGGCCUUCAUUCCUCCCAACCAAUACCACACGAUCAACAAUGCCUCCACCACGCAACCACUGCUCUUGGAUAUUUCUCUUACCCCUGAGGACAUCGAUGGAGAAGAGAGAUUCUUUCGAAAUUUCUUCGGAUACCUGGAUGAUUGCAAGAAAGAAGGGCAAUCACCGAGUAUUUUUCAGCUCUUUGCGUUCUUGCAGAGCGCUGAUACCCCACUCGCACUACCCAUCGCGCCGAGAUGGUUCGGUCGAUUCUUGAGCAGGGCAUUAAUGAAUGCCAUGGGAUAUUUUGGGAGAUGGAUUUUGGGUUACAAGUCUACAUAUGAUGAGUAUUAUGUCGCAAAAGACAAGGCACUAUGA
Molecule: messenger RNA, 663 nt
Organism: Clonostachys rhizophaga
Lineage: Eukaryota; Fungi; Ascomycota; Sordariomycetes; Hypocreales; Bionectriaceae
Source: the annotation of a GenBank genome assembly